This is a messenger RNA of Saccostrea echinata, 538 nucleotides long. Its product is annotated as L-rhamnose-binding lectin ELEL-1-like. Gene Ontology annotation, molecular function: carbohydrate binding. The record is from RefSeq and is a predicted model, not a curated record. NCBI's taxonomy places the organism in Eukaryota, Metazoa, Mollusca, Bivalvia, Ostreida, Ostreidae. Bases 21 to 473 code for a protein of 150 amino acids. The transcript is spliced from 4 exons.
UUCGACACACAGAAGAAAACAUGUGGAAGAUCUUGGUUCUCCUAGCUGUGUUUCUUGUAAUACAAGAUACUGAUGGUUUCUGGUGGAGAAGAAGAAGGUAUGUACACACGAAAACAGCAUGUGAACAUCGCCGAAUGAUUUUGAAUUGCGGAAGACAUCGGUACAUUCGAGUGCACUAUGCUGCAUAUGGCCGACAAAACUCAAGAACCUGUUCAAGAAAGGGUGCUAGUCAUUGUAGCACAAGAUGUAGAUCCAGAAAAUCCCUGUUUGUAGUAAAAAGAUUAUGCAACGGGAAAAGCAGAUGCUCCAUUAAGGCCAGCAAUUCCGUAUUUGGAGAUCCGUGUAAAGGAACCUACAAAUACCUUAGAGUGAAGUAUUACUGCAAAAAGAGACGCUUUCAUGGGAGAGAUCUGGGUGAGGAAGACAAAAGAGAGACUGAAGACGUGCUGAAGACAGAAGAAGAUGUGGAAUAACUAAGUAACUCAAGCCUGAUAUUGUGUUCUUAGUGUCCCUAUAUUAAAACAAAUAAUGAAAACAA